AUGUUUAGGGCUCUGAGUACACGAAAAGGCCGCCAGGGCUACGAGCAAUUAACCGAUGAGACGGAGCCCCCUACCGAUCCUUUGGUGCCUAAAUUGAGCAAAUCCAGAACCUUGCCGGCUAAGAUUUUCAAUGCAUCGCCGAAAAACUUGACUCCUGCAUCGGCGGAGCAGGCUAAAAAGGUCAGCAAAAUUCAUCCGUUUUUCAGUAUUUUUGUAGAAUCCGGCCGGCGAAGAAAGAAGGCAACUGCAAAGCCGGAAUUCUCAAGGUAUGUGGAAUAUCUGAAGGAGGGAGGUAUGUACGGGAUAAUGAACGUCAAAGCAAGCACCCAAAAUAAAUGA
This is a messenger RNA of Fraxinus pennsylvanica, 339 nucleotides long. The record is from the annotation of a GenBank genome assembly. Lineage: Eukaryota; Viridiplantae; Streptophyta; Magnoliopsida; Lamiales; Oleaceae.